ACUCCAACUCGCCCAGGCUCCAGAUGAACAAACCAAACACCUGCAACAAAUCUCGGGACAUGUAAAAAUGGGCGACGCCCGAAGCUGCAAGGCGCCGCCGAGGAGAGCGUAGCCGGACACGAACGCGUUCCGAACCCGAACCCUAGUUCCGGAGGAGGAGAAGGAGGACGAAUCCUGCGAUCCCCUCCCUCCAAAACCCUAGCCCCGGCGGCGGCGAGAUCUCAGGUGGCGGGGGACGAUGUCGGACUCGGCGUCGAUGGCGGCCGCCACAGAGGCGCGCUUCAGCAACCGCGACCUCAUCGGCCGCGGCUCCUUCGGCGAUGUGUACAGAGGGUUUGACAAGGAAUUGAACAAGGAAGUUGCGAUAAAAGUUAUUGACCUUGAAGAAGCCGAGGAUGAUAUUGAAGAUAUCCAAAAGGAAAUAUCUGUUUUGUCACAAUGCCGGUGCCCAUAUAUAACUGACUAUUAUGGCUCUUACCUUCACCAAACCAAAUUGUGGAUAGUAAUGGAGUACAUGGCUGGUGGUUCUGUUGCUGACCUACUCCAAGCUGGCCCUCCUCUGGAUGAAGUAUCUAUUGCGUGCAUUCUAAGAGACUUGUUACAUGCAAUUGAAUAUCUGCAUUCGGAAGGAAAGAUUCACCGUGACAUUAAAGCGGCAAAUAUCCUCCUGACUGAAAGUGGAGAUGUGAAGGUUGCAGACUUCGGUGUUUCUGCACAACUGACUAAAACAAUGUCUAGGAGAAAGACAUUUGUCGGAACUCCCUUUUGGAUGGCACCUGAGGUUAUUCAGAAUUCUGAUGGGUACAAUGAAAAGGCGGAUAUCUGGUCUUUAGGUAUAACUGCUAUAGAAAUGGCAAAAGGUGAACCCCCUUUGGCAGAUAUUCAUCCCAUGAGAGUUCUUUUCAUAAUACCCCGCGAAAAUCCUCCCCAGCUUGAUGAGCAUUUCUCUAAACUGAUGAAAGAGUUUGUGUCACUAUGUUUAAGGAAGAAUCCAUCAGAGAGGCCUAGUGCUAAGGAACUUCUUAAGCAUCGGUUCAUAAAAAAUGCCAGAAAAACUCCGAAGCUUCUGGAGAGAAUAAGAGAGCGGCCAAAGUUUACAGUAAAAGGCAGCAUCGAUGCCACACAAAAUGGUCAAGCACAUAUUGAAGAAGAUGAUUAUGGAGGUACUAUGAAGGUUGAGGCGAAUACAAAACAUGCAGCUUCUCCUUCCAGUCAAGGAACAGUUAGGAAAGCUGCUGGAUGGGAUUUUCCUGAUAAAUCGGAGGUCACAGGAACUGUUCGAGCUGGUUUAAGACCACCGCAAGUAACGUCCACCAAGGAUGGUAGAUUUGAUAUGCCUUAUAAUCCAAAUACUCUAAAACGUACAGCUGAUCGAGAAAAUCAGUGGAGAACAUCUGGGACUGGAUCUGAAGAACCGCCAUCAACAACCAUGUCUAAGAAAGAAGCGCAGAAUGAUUAUGGGAGACUAGAAAGUUCUACAGAAGAUAAUGAGCAGUCUGUAAGUGGGUCUGGCACUGUUGUGUUACGCUCUCCAAGAGCGUCUCAGGUCUACUCAGCAACUCCUAAUCACAGUUCCAAGCCUCCUAGCAGAUUCUCCUCAUAUGAAGAUACAUCUUCCAGUGGGACAGUAGUUCGUAAUCAAAGUGAAGAACUAGAAACUCCACGAUCUUCAAGAUCAAGACUGGGGAUCCAAGAAAAAACAUCAAAUGCUUCACUUGAGGAUAGUGCUAUUAACCUUGCAGAGGCAAAGGCUGCUCUACAAGCUGGGUUCAGAAAGGGAAAUGCUCGAGAAAGACCAGUUAUCAACAAACAUGAAAAGGAAUCACAUGAACCUAGAUUUUCUGGGGUAAACAGUCAUGAGGGUAGAAGUGAGAGUGUUGACUCGCAAAAAGGUCGCAAAUCACGGCAACCAUCUGAUGGGCAAUCAGCUCCUCGUGCUUCUGGUUCUGCAGCUUCUCCUGCACUCUCAUCACUGAUAACUCCUUCUCUGAAAGAGGCUACUGGUGACAAGUUUGAAGGUCCUGUUGUUAACACAGUUCUCAAUUCUCUGAUGGAUCUAGAACAUGAGAUACCUGGAUCCUGUGAGGUAUUAGUUGGCAGAUUGCUUCAUCGCCUAGGGAGCUCGAAGGAUUCCUCUUUGCAAAGUCUUCACGAGACAGCAAUCUCGAUUUUUGCAAAGAAACCUGAAACUCCCUCUGAACCUGCAAGCAACAAGAAGCUAGUUAGUAUUCCACCAUUGGCUGCUCCUACCGUAAGCCCUCUGGCGAAGUUUCUUCUUACCAGGUGGCAAAACCAAGUUACCCAAGACCUUAACUCCGAUUGAUCCAGGCAAUCCAAAAUUCUUCCAUCUUUGAUUCAGUGUAUAAUUAAUUUUGAGUGUACAUAACUCUUAUCUUUAGAACUCUUUUUUCUCUGCUAGAUGUUAUCAGCGGCUUGUGCUGCCAUCUGUUUGUUUCAUUUGUUGUGUUCUUAGUGAAUAACAUAUUUCCAACCUUUUCUAAUGUAACUGCUACUGCUAGUCUGCUAUACAUGUACUGCAACAUCUGAGGCUGCAUCAAUAACAUAUCCAGAUCUUGCCGGUAACUAA
Brachypodium distachyon (stiff brome) is the source of this 2587-nucleotide messenger RNA. Its product is annotated as serine/threonine-protein kinase svkA. Gene Ontology annotation, molecular function: ATP binding; protein kinase activity. Gene Ontology annotation, biological process: protein phosphorylation. The coding region runs from base 239 to 2323 and encodes 694 amino acids. NCBI's taxonomy places the organism in Eukaryota, Viridiplantae, Streptophyta, Magnoliopsida, Poales, Poaceae. The transcript is spliced from 20 exons. The record is from RefSeq and is a predicted model, not a curated record.